AUGCUUUCACGCAUCCUUUUGAAGACAUACGGUCUUCUUGAUGCUGGGGCGUGCAAGGGAGCUGAGUCUGAUACGGCGCAAGCAUAUAUCAACGAAUGUGAGACUGGAGAAGCUAACUGUGAGCAGAAAUGUAUCAAUAUUCCCGGGUCAUACCAAUGCAUUUGCGAUCGAGGGUAUACAGUAGAUAUUGACGAGUGUGCUCUCGGCGAAUGUCAAGGCAAUGAUCGAAUUUGCGUCAACACUCUUGGUCAGUUCAAGUGUCAUGAGAUUAGAUGCCCAGAGAACUACGUUCACGACGUCAAUUAUAAGAAUCGUUGUAAUCGCCUUCGUUCGAUUUGCGGUGGACUAACCGAAGCUGCAUGUAAAUCUCGUUAUCCGGUACACAUUACUUGGCAGUACAUAGCGAUUCCUAAAGGGAUCGCCAUCACAUCGCAUCGCCCAACCAUCACAUUGUUCACCAUCAAAGGACCGGCACACAACGAUUCGAUCGUACAGUUCGAGCUGAAUCUCAAGCGCGCUAUUCCG
Messenger RNA from Cooperia oncophora, 525 nucleotides. The record is from the annotation of a GenBank genome assembly. Lineage: Eukaryota; Metazoa; Nematoda; Chromadorea; Rhabditida; Trichostrongylidae.